Messenger RNA from Gadus chalcogrammus (walleye pollock), 4947 nucleotides. RefSeq names its product zinc finger, AN1-type domain 4 (gene zfand4). The record is from RefSeq and is a predicted model, not a curated record. NCBI's taxonomy places the organism in Eukaryota, Metazoa, Chordata, Actinopteri, Gadiformes, Gadidae. The transcript is spliced from 11 exons. Gene Ontology annotation, molecular function: zinc ion binding; protein binding. The coding region runs from base 373 to 2502 and encodes 709 amino acids.
UUUACAAAAGAAUACUAUUAUGUAUUUCCCAAGGGUGAAAAUUAGUUUUCUGCCUGCUGAUUGGACACCUGGAACCCCCUCCAGAUGACGUUGCACUGUGUCUUUGUUGUCAAUCGAAAGAUGUCGCCAAGGUUUUCUUCAGCGUCCUAGCACGACAGGUGCGAUGGCACUGUCCAGAACACCGCGAUGAUUUCUUCUCCAACAAUAUUCAUUCCCCUUUUUUCUGUGCGAAUCCCAAAUAAAUGGCGGAGUGGUUUAUGCAUCACCUAACCCCAUAAUCUGAACAGGGGAUCCGGAGCAGGGACCUCGCUAACAAGUCAGGCUAGCUAGCCAUCGAAAAAAGUGCCCCCCCCCCACCCAGCUCCAGACAAGAUGGCAGACAGAAAGGAGCCGCCGUUCUACGAUGACCACAGCCCGGGACCGUUCCAGUACAAGCUCCCCAUCUACGAGACCAUGGAGCUCUUCAUAGAGACGCUGACGGGCACCUGCUUCGAGCUGCGAGUGUCCCCGUUCGAGGCAGUCCUCUCGGUCAAGUCUAAAAUCCAGAGGCUGGAAGGCAUCCCUGUUGCCCAGCAACACCUUAUCUGGAACAAUCUGGAGCUGGAUGACGACUACUGUCUGCACGACUAUGGCAUUGCAGAGGGCUGCACACUGAAGCUGGUCUUGGCGAUGAGGGGUGGACCCAUUAACACCCGCAGAGUGACUAUGGAGGACCCCAUGAAGGAGGUGGCUGAGCUGAUGGAGGGCAGCCGGGAGGAGGGCUGGGGGCCGCGGGGCGGCGCGGGCCCCAGGCAGGUCACCUUCCUGGUGUACCGCGAGGGCGACCAGCUCAACUUCUUCCGCGUGGUGGACCGGGGCGACGGCACCCUAACACCCCUCUCAGAGUCCAUGAGCGCCAGCAGCUCGGUGUGUCACGUGUACGGCGAUGACGAGGCGGACGGGGAGUGCGGCGCCGUGGCCCAGCAGAGCCUGGAGAACUCCAUCACCAUGAGCAAGAUGAAGCUGCUCAAGGCCAAGAUGGAGGACAUGAACCUCAGCAAGAAGAAGUCUGCCAAGCUGAAGCCACACCCCCCCGCCGGCCCCCUGCCGGGCCCCUGUCCCCAGGGGCCGCCCAGCGCCCGCCACCACCACCGCCUCUUCCGCACGCUCCCCCAACUCAACCACCCGUGGCACGCGCACACCCACCUACCUCCGCUCCGGGACCGGGAGACCGCCGGGCCGUCCCCGCCCGCGGCGCAGCACUCCUCCUCCUCCUCCUCGCUGCACCUGUCCCAGCUGGCCCGGCGGGCCCCGCCCCCGUUCUCCUCCUCCUGCUACAUGCUGCAGGAGGAGGAGCCGUGGGAGACGGGCGCCCCGCCGGCCAGGAUCCGCCCGCCGCCCAAGGUGUCCCGGCUGGACGUGGGCGGCAGCAGGCUGACCCGGGACUGCGUGUACCCGCAGCUGCCCCCGCUCUCCGCCCGGACGCCGCGGCCUCCCGAGGCCGGCCCGGAGGCGGGCCGGCCCUGCGCGGAGGGCCCGACGGAGCGCCACGUGUCCAGCCAGGCCCGGGGAGGAGGAGGAGGAGGGGGACGGCCCUCCCUGGAGCUUCCCCCCAGCCCCUCCCUGCUCAGCACCUGGGCAUUGGGGCCCGGCGACAGGAGGACGCCACUCGGCAGCUCCGUGCACGUCGGCCCGUCCCCACCGCUGCCUUCGGCCGCGUCGAAGGCCGUCCCCCCGGACAGGGCGCUGCCUCAGCCCUUUGAGUUCACCGGCUCCCCCUCCCCCUCCCCCACCCCCCCCCUCCUCCUCCUCCUCCCCCCAACCCCCCAGCCGUCCUCCUCCUCCGGCGGCCCCCCUCCCCGCCCGCUGCGCUUCCGGGGCAUCAAGGUGGACACGCCGGGCAAGAGGCCCGAGAUCCUCUCCAAGGAGGCGGCCCGGGGCAUCACCAAGCUGGCCAACCACGCCUGCAAGGAGCCCCUGGGGACGCUGAGCAACUCCCAGCUGCUGGCUUCGCUGGCGGCCUCCAGGGCCUCCGGGGCCCGCGCCGAGGCGGCGGGUCAGGGCCCGGUGGACAGGCGUCCGUCGGGGCUUCCUCCCAACUCCAGACAGGUGGGCCUGGGGUCCAAGCCCCCUGCCGCCACGGCCAGCGCACAGCUCUUUCAGGAUGACCUUCUGAGACAGAUCUCCCCCAUGCACAGAGCCGUGGCGCACAUGGCAUCCAACGGUGUGGGCUCGGCAGGCGGGGCUUCCACGACCAUCCGGCGACUCGGCACUCCAACAUACCACCUACCUCCAGUCAAGGCCCCCGUAGGCAGCAAGAAAAGGAUCUCCAAGCACUGCCUCCGCUGUGGCAAGAAGACUGGCCUGGCGAGCAGCUAUGAGUGCAGGUGCGGCAACAACUUCUGCGCGACGCAUCGCUACGCCGAGGCCCACGACUGCACCUACGACUACAAGGGAGCGGGGCGCCGCUUCCUCCAGGACACCCACCCCCUCGUCAGCGCGCCCAAGCUGCCCAAGAUCUAGCUCAAGAGACAGGGGGGGGGGCGACGCCGCGGUCCACCGCCCGGAACGAACCCAUAGGUGACGACGCGAACGCAACGGAAGGAGAAUGAGUUUAAUCUGAAGAUAAUUUAAAGAUUGAGAGGACAACAUGAACUUGAUCACCGCCUUGUGCUUACAUCACCUAAGUUUGCUUUAAAGGUCAAUGAGAAAACAAGUGGUCUUUUUGAUCAGCCAAGUAUGAAAACUACAAAUAAUAUUCUUAAGGGCACAGAACUAGUAGAUAUCACUUGUGAAUGAUGUGAAAGGAAACGUAUUUACUUUCUCCCCUUCCUGAACUUCAUCAGUAGCAAAAAAAACACCUUAACAAAAACAGAUGUGUGCAUGUACAUAUAGUUUGUUUUGGAAAAUAAUAUGUCUAUUGCACGUUCAAUCUGUGUGUGUGUGUGUGUGUUUUAUAUACAUCUAUAUAUAUUUAUACAUAUAUGUAGAUGUGUAUAUCCUUUUCUGGUAUUGUUUGUUCGGACUGUUUCAAUUUUUCUGACUAGGACUGUGGAUUACUUUUCAUGCAGUCUUUGAGAGAUGCACUUUAGAAUUAUAUUUAUACAAACCAUUUAUCCUUAUUGUGGGGAAGGCUCCUACAUUUACGUGUUUGUCUCUGUUAUGAAGUGUUAAUAUUAUAUUUCAUCAAGAAUUUUAUAAUCCAAUCUCCUUUUCCCCCUCUUUAUUAUAUCGGCACAUAAAAGCGUACACACAUACUUGCUUUUCCGGCUUUCACUUCAACACAGCGUACUUAUUUAUCAAGAAGAUACGUUUUUAAAUGGCAAUUAUGCAAUCUAUGUAGUUGUGAAUGUCAGCUGUAAUGUGUUUUUAUCUAAAAAGGAAGACGAUUCUUGGAUGAGAGGAUGAGAUUUAGGUAUUUAUUAUGUAUCUUCAGAAAGGUGGUUGCCAUAAUAUCUUUUGUAAUUUGUUUGUUUUAUUAAUAUUAUUGUGCAGCUUUUGUUGCAAAAUCUAAGUGCUGUUCUAUUUACAGUAAGUACAGAAGUUUGAUCUAAUAAAUUAAGUUUGUUUCCAUGGAGGGUUUUCAGUGAUUAUAUUUGAACGUGUGUAUGUGUCUGUCAGUAUCGAUUGAUUGAUUCACAUAAGUUAUAAAGGCCAUGGCUGAGGGUAUGGGCCAAAAUGUUCAAGCUUGUAGGAAUCAGUGUAGCUACAAAACGUAGGGUCUCUUUUUCGCUGUAUUAAAUGGCUCCGCUCUAAUACAGGCCUCUUGCUGUUCAUUAUUCUUGAAUGGUGACAGACUCGACCUUCAGGUUUGACCCCUUCCCCACCUUCCCCCCAAACCCUUUGGUUUCUGAGACAGUGAAGGAGCGCUUUAAUAAAGUGUACGACUGGCCUUACGGACUUCUGACAUAUUGAUCAGAGUUUCUUAAGCUACGUUGGUUGUAGACACAUGGAAAGGGAAUAAAGGCUACACGUCUAGAGUUAGGAAAUGGCUUCUUAUUUUGCAUGAAAGGUUAGUGGAGACAGAUUCCGUGAAUGCUCAUCUUUUUCAUUUUAUACCGCCGACAAGUGACUACUGAUUUUUAUUCCUGUUACUGAAUAUUUUUCAGACUAAACAAUACGAGUGUUGCAUUUCAAUGUCGCUGCUCCCUAUCUGGCUUUGAUAGAGAACAGGAUUAAACAGGGAAGACAAAUGCCAUGCUUACCAUUCAAAUGCCUUUGUGGGGUAAAACAACUUAAAAUAAUUGUUCUCAUUGUGUGCAUCAUUUCUGUUUUAUAAAGGCUCAUUCAACGGUGGAUAGAAUUGCUUCAGAUGAUUAAGAGUAAAAUUUGCUCUAUACUCCGCUAGCAACGUAUUCUUGGAUUAACAACUCAAGGUGAGUAUAAAGGACACCAACAUUCCUUUUGGCAACCCAACCAAAUCCCAUUGCCUCGGCUUCAUGUAUUUUUUAAAUGGACUACAGAAGGUUCUCUUCAAUAGCGCUACAUUUCCACAUCACUUGAAUAACGGCCUUCUCUGUCACUCAAAUCUAUAGAUAUAUUCUGUUUGACUCCUGUGUUACACUGACCAGGCAACGAAAGCAACAACUGCUACCUGUACCUGACAGCUUCAAUUCACACAACGGAGAGAGGAAUGAAGAUCUCUCUCUCUCAACCUCUCCCACAAAAAAAUAAAACAAACUUUCGGAUAUCAAUAGACCCAUUGUUUGUCCAGUGUAUGCUGAUAUUGAAGAAUCAAUUCUUCCCAAAGGAUAUUUUGGAUGUAUCACAUGUUUUACCGUAGUUUCAAAAUAAACCCUGAGGCCAGGGAUAUCAAAGUUCAGGUCAAAUCUUUCAGGACACCUUCAGGUCUUGUGUCUUUGCAAACAUCAACGGAUCCAAGCAAAGGGAAAUCUCUGUUUUCCCCCUGAUUUUUUUUUUUUCGUCCCAUUAUCUACAUUUUUCUUCAUGAUCUUGAUUAUUUAACAA